GGUUGGUAUCUAGCUGUCAGUCACCAUGAUGAGUGAGGAGGAGAAGCGGGCGGUGCUGUACCGAUCGGUGCGGGAAUUUCCUGACUUCCCUUCCCCCGGGGUGCUGUUCAGAGAUAUCACGCCGGUCCUCAAGAACCCCGCCGCUUUCACCGCCUCCAUCGACCUGUUUGAGAGCUAUGUAAGGAAGAACUUCGCCAAAGUGGAUGUCAUUGCUGGCCUAGACUCCCGUGGCUUUCUGUUUGGCCCAGUCUUGGCACAGAGAUUGGAAAUUGGCUUUGUGUUAAUUCGGAAAAAGGGAAAAUUGCCGGGUCCAACAGAGUCCUUGUCUUACUCCCUGGAAUACGGGAAGGCAGAGCUUGAGAUUCAGUCGGAUGCUGUGGAUCCCGGACAGAAAGUUGUGAUUAUUGAUGACCUUCUGGCAACAGGAGGUACCAUGAAAGCGGCAUGUGAACUCCUACAGCGGAAAAACGCCGAGAUCCUGAGUUGCUUGGUGCUGAUUGAGCUGACGUCAUUGAAAGGGGCAGAGAAGCUACAACCACACUGCGUCCACUCCCUGCUUCAGUAUGACUGACCACAAACUAAAUGAGGUUCCUGGCGUUAUGCUGACUUCAUGGCUGGCUGCAAAAGUUCAGUGCCUUCUACAGAUCAAAAUGUACUUCUCGGUAUACAAUUGAUGCCGGGAAAUGUGCACUUUUUAAAAUAGAUGCAUG
This is a messenger RNA of Nanorana parkeri, 710 nucleotides long. It is a transcript of the gene APRT, whose product is annotated as adenine phosphoribosyltransferase. The transcript is spliced from 5 exons. The coding region runs from base 26 to 571 and encodes 181 amino acids. Lineage: Eukaryota; Metazoa; Chordata; Amphibia; Anura; Dicroglossidae. Gene Ontology annotation, molecular function: adenine binding; AMP binding; adenine phosphoribosyltransferase activity. The record is from RefSeq and is a predicted model, not a curated record. Gene Ontology annotation, cellular component: cytoplasm. Gene Ontology annotation, biological process: AMP salvage; adenine salvage.